Molecule: messenger RNA, 1716 nt
Organism: Amborella trichopoda
Lineage: Eukaryota; Viridiplantae; Streptophyta; Magnoliopsida; Amborellales; Amborellaceae
Product: L-ascorbate oxidase homolog
Molecular function (GO): copper ion binding; oxidoreductase activity
Source: RefSeq, a predicted model, not a curated record
AUGAGGUGCCCCUCGUCCGAGCCAGCCAGCGAGAGUGAUGAAGAGAUUUUGGAUGUGGAUGCAACCGCGGUGAAACCUGUUGAACGAUUGGAAGAGUUAUUUUCAGAUAUGUCAAAAAACCUGGUGUACCUAUGUGCUGAUGAUCCUGUUCAGUAUUUUGAUUGGAAUGUUUCUUACUCUAAAGCUUCCAUUCUUGGGGUUGAGAAACAGAUAAUUACUAUAAACGACCAGUUUCCUGGCCCCAUCUUGAACACAACCACAAACAACAUUCUUAACGUGAACGUCCACAAUAACCUUGACGUGCCCUUCCUUCUUACUUGGAAUGGGAUCCAGCAGCGGAGGGAUUCAUGGCAAGAUGGAGUACCAGGAACUAACUGCCCCAUCCCCCCGGGUCAAAACUGGACUUACUCCAUCCAAGUGAAGGACCAAAUAGGGUCUUUCUUCUAUUACCCGUCUCUCGCCCUUCAAAGAGCAGACGGUGGCUUUGGUCCGAUCCGAAUCAACAAUCGCAUUGUCAUCCCUACCCCUUUCCCGACUCCUGCAGCUGAAUUCGAUAUUCUUGUGGGAGACUGGUACACCACAGGGCACAAUGAACUGAGGGCUUCUUUGGAUAUGGGAUCUUCCAUCUUGAAUCAUCCAGCUGGGAUCCUCAUCAAUGGACAAGGCCCUUAUGGAUCCAACUUCACUGUUAAACCAGGGUCUCUAUAUCGAUUUAGGUUCUCGAAUGUCGGUUUGAAAACAUCCAUCAAUUUCCGGAUCCAAAACCACAGGAUGAGGCUAAUUGAAGUUGAGGGCUCACACACAUUGCAAAACUACUAUGACACCCUUGACAUUCAUCCGGGCCAGUCUUACUCGGUUCUUGUAAAUGCCGACCAGCCAAUCGGCUCCUAUUACAUGGUUGCCUCUUCUCGUUUCUUGGAGCCUCAACUUAAUAGCACAGCGGUCCUUCAAUAUGCAGGCCUAGGCGGCGUCACUCCAUCUUUUCUUUCUUCUCAAUUGCCCCCCGGACCCAACCCCAAUGACUAUACCUACUCCAUCGAGCAAGCCCGAUCCAUAAGGUGGAACUUGACUGCUAAUGCAGCCCGGCCCAACCCACAAGGCUCAUUCCAUUAUGGAAGCAUAAACAUAACUCGAACCAUUGUGCUCGAGAACAACGCAGCAACAAUCGACAACCUAAGGCACUACACAGUGAAUGGAAGGAUAUUUGUUUACCCGGACACCCCUCUAAAGCUGGCUGAUUACUAUCAGAUCCCUGAUGUGUUUACACUUGAUGCCAUAGCUGAUGGCCCAUCUGAAGUCGAAGGUGCACCAUCGGCUGCUACUUCGGUUGUUGAUGCUGAUUAUAAAGCUUUCAUCCAAAUCGUGUUCCAAAAUCCUGAGCCUACUCUCCAGUCAUGGCAUCUUGAUGGUUACUCCUUCUUCGUUGUGGGGAUGGGGGAGGGCAAGUGGAAUGACAGCAUGACUUCCUUCAACAACAAGAUUGAUGCCAUCUUCCGCUGCACCACCCAAGUGUAUCCAAACUCGUGGACUGCAAUUCUAUUGGAAUUGGACAAUGAGGGGAUGUGGAAUCUAAGGUCAAUGAAGGAGGACAGGCGUUAUUUGGGGCAAGAGUUGUAUUUGAGAGUGAAAGGGAAUGGUGCUCCCAUUUCCCCAAGAGACGAGUUGCCCAUACCCUCUAAUGCUCUCAAGUGUGGAAGGGCAUCUUCCCUACCAUAA